GCGGGCAGCGCGGCGGCGGCGGCAUGCGUGCGCCCCGGCGGGCAGCCGCGGCGGCGUGCUCCAUCCUCACCCUGCUCCUGGCGCUGCGGGCCCAGGUGACUUUAGCGUCGGGACAGUUCGAGUUGGAGAUCUUAUCCAUGCAAAAUGUGAAUGGUGAACUGCAAAAUGGAAAUUGCUGCGAUGGCACCCGAAACCCAGGAGAUAAAAAAUGCACCAGAGACGAGUGUGACACCUAUUUUAAAGUUUGCCUGAAGGAGUAUCAGUCGCGGGUCACUGCUGGCGGUCCUUGCAGCUUCGGAUCCAAAUCCACUCCUGUCAUCGGAGGAAAUACCUUCAAUUUAAAGUACAACCGGAAUAAUGAAAAGAACCGGAUCGUUAUCCCCUUCAGCUUUGCCUGGCCGAGAUCCUACACAUUGCUUGUUGAGGCGUGGGAUUACAAUGAUAACUCCACAAACCCCGACCGCAUCAUUGAGAAGGCGUCGCACUCGGGCAUGAUCAACCCCAGCCGGCAGUGGCAGACGCUGAAGCACAACGCGGGCGCCGCGCACUUUGAGUACCAGAUCCGCGUCACCUGCGCCGAGCACUACUACGGCUUCGGCUGCAACAAGUUCUGCCGGCCCAGGGACGACUUCUUCACCCACCACACCUGCGACCAGAACGGCAACAAGACCUGCCUGGAAGGCUGGAUGGGACCAGAGUGCAACAAAGCUAUUUGUCGUCAGGGAUGUAGCCCCAAGCAUGGUUCUUGCACAAUUCCAGGAGAGUGCAGGUGUCAGUAUGGAUGGCAAGGCCAGUACUGUGACAAGUGCAUUCCACACCCGGGAUGUGUCCAUGGCACUUGCAUUGAACCAUGGCAGUGCCUCUGUGAAACCAACUGGGGUGGCCAGCUCUGUGACAAAGAUCUGAACUACUGUGGAACCCACCCGCCCUGCUUGAAUGGUGGCACCUGCAGCAACACUGGCCCUGACAAAUACCAAUGUUCCUGCCCUGAGGGCUACUCAGGACAGAACUGUGAAAUUGCGGAGCACGCCUGCCUCUCCGACCCUUGUCACAAUGGGGGAAGCUGCCUUGAGACAUCCUCGGGAUUUGAAUGUGUGUGUGCUCCUGGCUGGGCUGGACCAACCUGCACUGACAAUAUUGAUGAUUGUUCUCCAAAUCCCUGUGGUCAUGGAGGAACUUGCCAAGAUCUAGUUGAUGGAUUUAAGUGUAUCUGCCCACCUCAGUGGACUGGCAAAACGUGCCAGCUAGAUGCCAAUGAAUGUGAGGGCAAGCCCUGUGUCAAUGCCAACUCCUGCAGGAACCUGAUCGGCAGCUACUACUGUGACUGCAUUACUGGCUGGUCUGGCCACAACUGUGAUAUAAAUAUUAACGACUGUCGUGGACAAUGUCAGAAUGGAGGAUCCUGUCGGGACUUGGUUAAUGGUUAUCGGUGUAUCUGUUCACCUGGCUAUGCAGGAGAUCACUGUGAGAAAGACAUCAAUGAAUGUGCAAGUAACCCUUGCAUGAAUGGGGGUCACUGCCAGGAUGAAAUCAAUGGAUUCCAAUGUCUGUGUCCCGCUGGUUUCUCAGGAAACCUCUGUCAGCUGGACAUAGAUUAUUGCGAGCCAAAUCCGUGCCAGAACGGUGCCCAGUGCUUCAAUCUUGCCAUGGACUAUUUCUGUAACUGCCCCGAGGAUUAUGAAGGGAAGAACUGCUCCCACCUGAAGGAUCACUGCCGCACCACUCCGUGUGAAGUAAUUGACAGCUGCACUGUGGCAGUGGCUUCCAACAGCACACCCGAAGGUGUUCGCUACAUCUCUUCCAAUGUUUGUGGUCCUCACGGGAAGUGCAAGAGCCAGGCGGGUGGAAAAUUCACCUGUGAAUGCAACAAAGGAUUCACUGGCACCUACUGUCAUGAGAAUAUCAAUGACUGUGAAAGCAACCCCUGUAAAAAUGGUGGCACUUGCAUUGAUGGCAUCAACUCCUACAAAUGUAUUUGUAGCGAUGGAUGGGAAGGAACAUAUUGUGAAACGAAUAUUAAUGACUGCAGUAAAAACCCUUGCCACAAUGGUGGAACUUGCCGAGACUUGGUCAACGACUUCUUCUGUGAAUGUAAAAAUGGGUGGAAAGGAAAAACUUGCCACUCCCGUGACAGCCAGUGCGAUGAGGCGACGUGCAACAACGGGGGGACGUGCUACGACGAGGGGGACACUUUCAAGUGCAUGUGUCCUGCAGGAUGGGAAGGAGCCACUUGUAACAUAGCGAGGAACAGCAGCUGCCUGCCAAACCCCUGUCACAACGGUGGUACCUGUGUGGUCAGCGGGGACUCCUUCACUUGUGUCUGCAAGGAGGGCUGGGAAGGACCCACGUGCACCCAGAACACAAAUGACUGCAGUCCUCAUCCUUGUUACAACAGUGGCACUUGCGUGGAUGGAGAGAACUGGUACCGCUGUGAGUGUGCUCCAGGCUUCGCCGGGCCCGACUGCAGGAUCAAUAUCAACGAAUGCCAGUCCUCGCCCUGUGCCUUUGGAGCCACAUGUGUGGAUGAAAUUAACGGGUACCGUUGCAUUUGCCCCCCGGGUCGCAGUGGUCCAGCAUGCCAAGAAGUUACAGGAAGGCCUUGCAUUACCAGUGCUCGAGUCAUGCCAGAUGGGACUAAGUGGGAUGACGACUGCAAUACCUGUCAGUGUCUGAAUGGAAAAGUCACCUGUUCUAAGGUUUGGUGUGGCCCUCGGCCCUGUGUGCUGCACAGCAAGGGCCCCGGCGAGUGCCCCGCUGGCCACGCCUGUGUCCCUGUGCGGGAUGACCACUGCUUCACCCGCCCGUGUGCCGCCGUGGGGGAGUGCUGGCCCUCCAACCAGCAGCCUGUGAGGAACAAGUGCAACUCGGACUCCUACUACCAGGACAACUGUGCCAACAUCACCUUCACCUUUAACAAAGAAAUGAUGGCCCCGGGCCUUACCACAGAGCAUGUUUGCAGUGAAUUGAGGAAUCUGAAUAUUCUGAAGAAUGUUUCUGUUGAAUAUUCCAUCUAUAUUACCUGUGAACCUUCCCACUUGGCAAAUAAUGAAAUCCAUGUUGCUAUUUCUGCAGAAGACAUUGGGGAGGAUGAAAACCCCAUCAAAGACAUCACAGAUAAGAUCAUUGACCUGGUCAGUAAGCGCGACGGGAACAACACGCUGAUCGCUGCUGUCGCCGAGGUCAGGGUGCAGCGGCGGCCGGCCAAGAGCAAAACAGAUUUCCUGGUGCCCUUGCUGAGCUCGGUGCUGACAGUAGCCUGGAUCUGUUGCCUGGUCACCGUGUUUUACUGGUGCAUCCGAAAGCGCCGGAAGCAGAGCAGCCACACCCACACGGCCUCUGACGACAACACCACCAACAAUGUCAGGGAGCAGCUGAACCAGAUCAAAAACCCCAUUGAGAAACAUGGAGCAAAUACUGUCCCCAUUAAAGACUACGAAAACAAAAACUCUAAAAUCGCAAAAAUAAGGACACACAACUCCGAGGUGGAGGAGGAUGACAUGGACAAGCACCAGCAGAAGGCCCGAUUUGCCAAGCAGCCAGCCUACACUUUGGUAGACAGAGAUGAAAAGCCCCCCAACAGCACCCCUACAAAACACCCAAACUGGACAAAUAAACAGGACAACAGAGACUUGGAAAGUGCACAAAGCCUAAAUCGGAUGGAGUACAUCGUAUAGCAGACGGUGGGGUGCUGCCAUGCAGGGCCUUUGAGUAUCAUUAUAAAGGCACUCAAGAGCUUGUAGUUCUUAAACUGUUGUGUAAUAUUUGAGUCUAAGGCUAUUAUUUACUUAGAAUCCCUGUGUUAAUUUAAGUUUGGACAAGCUGGCUUACACUGGCAAUGAUAGUUGCUGUGGUUGGCUGGAAUACCAAGUGCUGCAUUUCACAUCUAUGCAAAACUAGUCAAAAGUGCCCUCCUGUAAAUUCAGCUGCAGCUGAUGCAUCACAGAAACGUUCCAUAAGGUAUUACAUAGCCUUAUUACUCUUCCUUAGUGUUCUUUUUUUUUUUUCUGCCAGAUGUUCCAAUUUAUACAGUUUCUUUAGAAUAAUACAUUUUAUUUAUAUUUAUUGAAUUUGAGUUUUUUGUAUAUUGGUUUUAUGGUGACGUACAACUAGUUCUGUAUUUGAAAGUGCCUUUGCAGCUCGGAACCACAGCAACUAUCAAAAAUAAGUUUAUUAUUUAUUUUUUUAUUGUAUUUUUGUUGGGGGCGGGUGGGGGGAACUUGUCAGCAGUUGCUGGUAAAUGAAGAAUUUAAAGAGGAAAAUGUGUCAAAAAUAGAAGUUUGUAUAGAUAUGUAAAUAAUUCUUUUUUUAUUAAUCACUGUGUAUAUUUGAUUUAUUAACUUAAUAAUCAAGAGCCUUAAAAUAUCAUUCCUUUUUAUUUAUAUGUAUGUGUUUAGAGUUGAAGGUUUUUGAUAGCAUUGUAAGCUCGUGGCUUCUCUAUUUUGAAUUUAUUUUCUUGUUACAUGUUGCCUAUAUGCCAAAACUAAGGUGUUCUAAAAUAGUUUAUUUUUAAUAGGAUGGGCUUUCAUGCCUUGAUGCUGGUUUUUGUACAAUGUCAAACGUUUGAAACACCUUCCAUAGUAUCACUUUAAGACUAUUUGUAAGUACUGACUGAGGCAGUUUAGAGAAUUAGACUAGAAAAUUUUUUUUGCUGCUUUAGACUUGAAAACCGAGUGACAGGCAGAUAAUCUGCUAAGAAGCAGUUUAAGGGAACAAAACUGAGCUAUUACUUUAUGUAGAUGAAAUGUGAGUGGUUGCAUGUAAUUAAAAAUAUCAAAUUAGCGUGUGAAGUUGG
Camarhynchus parvulus is the source of this 4792-nucleotide messenger RNA. It is a transcript of the gene JAG1, whose product is annotated as jagged canonical Notch ligand 1. Gene Ontology annotation, cellular component: plasma membrane; protein-containing complex. The coding region runs from base 24 to 3674 and encodes 1216 amino acids. Gene Ontology annotation, biological process: heterophilic cell-cell adhesion; Notch signaling pathway; multicellular organism development. Lineage: Eukaryota; Metazoa; Chordata; Aves; Passeriformes; Thraupidae. The record is from RefSeq and is a predicted model, not a curated record. Gene Ontology annotation, molecular function: Notch binding; calcium ion binding. The transcript has 26 exons.